AUGCUUUGCGCUUCAAACCAGGAACUCAGUGAUCUCCUGCUGCAGCUUCUGCUGAAGCUCUUUGACUCCCCUCACUGCAGUUCGCUGCUCAGAUCUGACCUGCUGCUCCACAUCAGAGCGUCUGUUCUGGAUGAGACGGAUCAGCUGAGUGAACAUCUUCUCACUGUCCUCCACUGUUUUGUCAGCAGACUGAUCGAAGGCCUCCACCUCCUGCUGGAGAAGCUUCACAUCUUGCUUUUUGUCCUGGAUUCUCUGCUGGAUUUGUUGCCGCCUCCCCUCCAGCUCUCUCUGCCUCUCAGUCCUUUCUGCUGCCGCCGACACUGUGUGGUGGCCUUUAUGUUCAUCCACAGAGCAGAGAUAACAGAUGGACUUCUGAUCGGUGCGGCAGAACAGCUUCUUCACCUCAUCGUGGACGGAGCAGAUGUUCUCCUGGAGCUUCUUGGAGGGCUCCACCAGCUUUGGAGCCACGUCAUAAUGAGGCUGAAGGUGCUCCUCACAGUAAGAGGCCACACAGCUCAAACAGGACUUGAUGGCUCUCAGUUUUCUCCCAGAGCAAAAAUCGCAGGCCACAUCUUCAGGUCCAGCAUAGCAGUGGUCAGCAGGAGCAGCUUGGAGUCCAGUCUUCUCCAGCUGCUCCACUAA
Molecule: messenger RNA, 642 nt
Organism: Menidia menidia (Atlantic silverside)
Lineage: Eukaryota; Metazoa; Chordata; Actinopteri; Atheriniformes; Atherinopsidae
Source: the annotation of a GenBank genome assembly